AACCGAACCGAAACUCUCACCCCCACCGAAUGUUGUUGGAGCCAUGGCAGCAACAACCUUGAGAGUGUCCUAGCCAUAGUACUUGUAGCCAGUGUUCAGUGUUCGCCCAGCUUCACGGUCAACAAGGUGGAUCCUGUGAGCUAGUGAGAAGGUAGUCGGACACUAUUGCGUCAAAAUAAUAUCGUCGUCUAGCAGCAUCGUCAGCUGCCUCAUCGUUCUGGAUUUUCCGCAAUCGCGACCUUGAAAUACCCUUUCCCGUCGAUAGUGGAGUACCAAGAUGCUAUUCGCACGAUUAGACGACACGCCAAUGCUGCGUAAGCAGCUGGCGUCGCUGGAGGAGAGCCUGGAGCUGCUGAGGGACCGCUGCUGCCAGCUCGCUCGCAGCUGCAACGACUUCGCCGCGUCCCUGAGCGAUUCAUUUGAGGCGGAGUCUGCCUUCGUGCAUGCCAUGGAGGGGUUCUUCGGGGCGCCAGAGGAUGCCGUCAGCAUCGCCACAGGAGGCCCUGUGCUGGGGCAGUUCGUGAUGACCCUCCGCGACCUCACCAUAUUUAAGGAGACGCUCAAAUCCCAGAUGGAGCACGUGCUGCACGAUAGAAUCACCAACUUCGUGGAGAACGAUCUCAACAACCUCAAGGAGGUUCGGCGGCGGUAUGACAAGGCUGGCCGGCACUACGACCAGAUGCGGGAGCGCUACUUGUCCCUCAAGAAGGGCACCAAAGCCGAGGUCGCGGCAGAGGCAGAUGAGGAUAUGCAAACGGCUCGCAUGCAGUUUGAGCAGGCGCGAUUCAACCUUAUGACAGCGCUGAGCAGCGCGGAGGCCAAGAAGAAGCACGUGUUCCUCGAGUCCAUAGGCUCUGCCGUGCACGCACACUUGCGCUACUUCAAGCAGGGCUACGAGCUCUUGCAAGCAGUGGAGCCGUACAUUCAUCAGGUGCUUACAUUCUCCCAUCAAGCGCAGGAGCAAGCCAAUCAGGAGCAGACAGAGCUAGCAGAGCGGAUAUACCAGUUUCGGCGCAACCAGGAGGAGGAAAGCGCUCAGCUGGAAGCAGCCCACACGCACGCACAGGCCCAGGCGCUGGCCCACGCAAGGGGGGGCAUGGCGCGGAUGUCAGUGGGAGCCAUGGGGGGGGCAGAAGGCGCAGGGGGAGGCGGGGAGGGGUUUGGGCAGGGCAGGGGGCCGUACCGGCCGUCAGGGGGGGCUGCCUCCAGCAGCGUGGAGCAGAUGAUGCGGGCAGGGGCGGGCGGGCAGAAGCGGGUGCAGGUGAUAAAGCAGGGGUACCUAGUGAGGCGGACUGCAGCUGCCAGGUCACGCCACUUCUUUGUCCUCGAUUCAAGAGGCUCACUUUACUACCACAAAGAUGCUCAGAACGCUCGCUCCGACACGCUCUCAUCACUCUUCUCUCUUGUCCGCUCGCGUGCCGACCCUACCGCCGCCGCCCCCCCGCCCCCCAACCCAAUGGCCCAGCACUACCGCCCGCUGGGCCUGGGGGGAAGGGGAGGAGGGCAUGGGGGGGAGGAGGGGGGGAAUGAGCAGAGUGCAGGGGGGAUGGGGAUGGGGAUGGGGGAGGAGGAGGAGAGGAGUCACUCGCUGCAGUACGAGUCGCUGAACCUGCUGACCGCCACCAUCAAGAUGGAUGCUGACGAGCCCGACCUCCGGUUCUGCUUCCGCCUCGUCACACCUGAUUGCACCCACACCCUGCAGGCGGAGAGUGCGGCGGAGCAGCGGGAUUGGAUGGAGAAGAUCACUGCGGUCAUCGCAUCACUUCUCAACUCGCACACCACCGCUCAGCCAGCACCAGCAGCAUCAGACCUAUCCGCCAUUGAAUCAUCAGAAGGGGGGCUGGCCUCACUGGCCACAGCAGCGCUGCCCAUCGUGGAGCGGCCGCUGGAGGUGCUGGGGUAUGUGAGCGGCAACGACCGCUGCGCUGACUGCAGCAGGGGCCACCCCGACUGGGCAUCGCUGAACCUGUGUGUGCUGCUGUGCAUCGACUGCUCUGGUGUGCACCGCAACCUGGGCGUGCACCGAUCCAAGGUCCGCUCCUUGACUCUGGACGUGAAGGUGUGGACCGCCCCCUUGGUGCGGCUGAUGGCCAUCAUUGGCAACGACUUUGCCAACAGCGUGUGGGAGCAGGGACUCAAGGACGCGGAGGGGAGCGCACUGGCAGGAAGAGAGGGGCACACAGGCGCUGCUGCUGCAGUCACGCCAUGCAGCCGGGCGGACAGCGAGGAGGGGGAGGACUACAUCCUACUGGCCAAGGACGGGGGGAGCUCGUCAGUGCUCGAAUCUCCCACGGCAGCUUCUGCUGUUGUGCGCAAGCCAGCAGACACGGACUCGCUGGCGGUCAAAGAGCAGUAUAUCAGCUGCAAGUAUGUGAACCGUCGCUUCCUCCCGCCCACAACUGAGACCCCCUCCUCGGCCCUGCAGCAGCUGCGAGCAGCAGUCGCCUCCUGCGACGUCCGCGCCGCCUUCCGCCUCCUCGUCACCACCCCCGUCGACGUCAACGCUGACGUGGAUGCGGCCUUUGCCAGCACGGCGCCAGCUGGACCGGGAGCCACAAGGGGUGGAGCAGCAGGGGGGGGAGGCAGUGGUGGAGGGGUGGGGCUAACAGGGUCAGGGCAGAAGCUGCUGCACGUGGCGUGUGAGAGGGGGGACGAGGCGAUGGUGGAGCUGCUGCUGCUGUGGGGGGCGGCGGUGAAUGCAGCUGAUGCUGCUGGCCGGACGCCCAUGCAGGUGGCGCUGCAGCAUGGCAACCAUGGGUGCUCGAAGCUGCUCGCUAGCAGGGUGUAAUCCAAUCCAAGCCGUUGUAGAAAGGGAGCUGAUGAUUCCCUCCCUGACUUGCUGUACGGUAUCCUUUCUAGCGUUUCUUGUGCGAAUGUUCCCAAUGUCAAAGCUGGCAUGAUGACUAGUGCCUACUACCAUCUGAUGCUACUGGAAAUAUGCAUUGUACUUGCGCAUGUUUGCGAUCUUCAACUUGAAGCCAUUUCAUCCCUCUCAAGGGUCAUCAUUAGAACAGGGG
Molecule: messenger RNA, 3017 nt
Organism: Closterium sp. NIES-67
Lineage: Eukaryota; Viridiplantae; Streptophyta; Zygnematophyceae; Desmidiales; Closteriaceae
Source: the annotation of a GenBank genome assembly